AUGGCUUUGACAAAUUGGAUCAAUGGGAAGAAGACUGCUCCGUCCCCAGACUCAAAUGCCUAUGCUGAAUGGGAAGAAGAUAAUUGCUUGGUGCGGUCAUGGCCUCUCAAUUCUAUGACUAAACCAGUUCAUGCCUUGUUUAAACAUGGUGCUAUUGCUUUUGAUAUAUGGAAGGCUGCUCAAAAGACCUAUACUAUGACUCAGAAUAGACUUGAUCUGCAGUAUGAUGGUGUUCAUAAUCGAAUCUUUGCUCUUAGUCUUGUCUCACCUCCUUUAGAAGCCUAUGUCAUGGUCAUGGAGGGAGACACUCGUCAGUCUACUAUGCUCGGAAAAGGUGCGAUGACCCUAAAAGUGGACCCUUCCCAUAAUCGAUCAGUCACUAGUCAAGAUGCGACUGGUCACUCGUCGUCUCAAAAGUCCUCAACUUCCUAUGGUUCUCUUCCUUCUGGAUAUACUCCUAGUUCUCUUGAAGGCCCAAUGGUGAUCAUUACUCCUAGAAAUCUCAGGACUCACGAGACGAUUAGGCAUAGUAAACAGAUAAGGGGGUUGUAUUACUUAACGUUACCAGCUGCAACAGUUCGUAAUUGUGUUGCUUAUAAAGUUCAGAGUGGCAAUGUCAAAGACAAAAAACAACUGUGGAUGUGGCAUCAUCGCGUAGGACAUCCGUUGUUUGGUUAUCUUAAGCAUUUGUUUCCUUUGUUAUUUAGUUCGUGUGAUAAGUCUUGCUUCAAAUGUGAGACUUAUGUAAUGGCCAAGAGCUACCGUACUGGUUUUCCCUUAAGUAAUAAUAAAGCUACAUUGCUUUUUGAGUUAGUAUAUUCGGAUGUAUGGGGUCUUGCUCAUAUGACUUCUAAUGGUUUAUGUUGGUUUGUUAUGUUUAUUGAUGACUGCACUCGCUUACCAUGGGUGUAUUUGAUGAAGAAUAAACAUGAUAUUGCUUUUAUUCUUCCUGCAUUUUGUGCCAUGCUGUCUACUCAGUUUCAUGUUCGAGUCAAUUUGUUUCAGACUGAUAAAUGA
Messenger RNA from Prunus armeniaca (apricot), 1017 nucleotides. Lineage: Eukaryota; Viridiplantae; Streptophyta; Magnoliopsida; Rosales; Rosaceae. The record is from the annotation of a GenBank genome assembly.